This is a messenger RNA of Danaus chrysippus (African queen), 348 nucleotides long. The record is from the annotation of a GenBank genome assembly. NCBI's taxonomy places the organism in Eukaryota, Metazoa, Arthropoda, Insecta, Lepidoptera, Nymphalidae.
AUGUUCCUAAAAACUAUACUAGCAUCUUCCCUCCUACUCCUUGUGAGUGGAGAGGAAAUCUGCUCCUGUUCUCCAGACAAAAUCCAGCAAGACAUCCAAGAUUUCCACCAAUUCCUACUCGGAUUACCAAGCAAAGUCGAAGACUAUAGCCUAUAUUCGGUUCUCCCUGGAGAACUAUCGCCACUGGUGCCCUGUGAGUGUGACAAAGAUAGGAAGAAGAGAGGCAUCGGCUUGAGAAGAACAGCUACUGGCUUGAGGAAGAAGUUCAAGAUUCUUCAUCACAUGUUCUCAAGAAAUGGAUGCCCGAUAGGCCAAAGACGAGCUGGGUUCAUAUGUGUUGACUUAUAG